Molecule: messenger RNA, 952 nt
Organism: Monodelphis domestica (gray short-tailed opossum)
Lineage: Eukaryota; Metazoa; Chordata; Mammalia; Didelphimorphia; Didelphidae
Product: 5-hydroxyisourate hydrolase-like
Biological process (GO): purine nucleobase metabolic process
Molecular function (GO): hydroxyisourate hydrolase activity
Source: RefSeq, a predicted model, not a curated record
UGCAAACUUCACUGCAACCUUCUGCAUUUGGCUCAGCCAGGGCAGUCCACAACCGGGUGGGUAGAGGGGCCAGUCCCGCUGCCAGGAGGCCAGGAGGCCAGGGGGUUGGGCCGGGGAGGCCCAGAGGGAGCGGCCAUGGGGAUCCCUGCCAGGCCUUAGCUGGGCUGCCGUUCCAUGCUUGUGCCAGCAAAUGAGCCCCACCCCCACCCCCCAAACUCUGCCUGCCCUCUCACUGGGGGGAGGGGGGGAGAGAUGUUUACCUUCCCAUCUGUUAGGCCUCUCCUGGCCCUUUCCCAGGGUUAGCACCAGGUUAGGGAGCUGACCUCUGGCCUCCCUGGGCUGGCCCUGCCUCUGCCCUCUGGUCCUCCUCCCAGUGAACUCUGGGAGCCCCAGGUCCUCCCCUGCUUCCACUCGGGAGCUUGGUCCCAUGAGUGCGCAGCGGCUGCACCUGGUCCAGCAGCAUCUCUGCCCCGGAGAGAAAGGAGGCAUGGAGGCAGUGAGCAGCCCACUGACCACACACGUGCUGGACACGGCCUCCGGUCUGCCGGCCCGGGGCCUCUGCCUUCGCCUCUUCAGGCUGGGAGACUGUAAGCAGCAAUGGACAGAGCUGAGGAAAAGUUACACCAAUGCCGAUGGCCGCUGCCCCGGACUUCUGACUCCUGAUCAAAUGAAGGCUGGAACCUACAAGCUGUUCUUUGACACAGAAGGCUACUGGAACAAGAUGGGACAAACCAGCUUCUACCCCUAUGUGGAGGUCGUUUUCAGCAUCACAAACGAGGCCCAAAAGUUCCACGUGCCCUUGCUGCUGAGUCCGUUCUCCUACACCACCUACAGAGGGAGCUAGACAGCCAAGAACCAGAGACACAAGUGAGCAGCCAUCCCAGCGGCUCCCUUUCCCCCUCGGUCAUUUCCUGGGAUGCUGCUGAGAUCAAUAAAUUGUGUGCUGGCCUCA